UAAGAAGUAACGCCCCCUUCCCAACGGCUCAACGCCAACUAUUUCCUCCCAUUUAAUUCACAUAGAAAUACUCUCACAGACAUACACAGGGAAGAGAGGAAGAAGGAGCAAAGAGACGACAAUGUCGAUCGCCUUCUGCUUCUCUCCUUCCUUCUCUUCUUCCUCCUCUUGUAACCUUCAUACCUUUGCUUCUUCUUCUUCUUCUUCAUUGCCUUCCUCUUCCUUCCUCAACCUCCGCCUCUCUCUCCCUUCUCCGCCACUCGUUUCUUCCUCAUCUUUCUCUUGCCAGCGCAGGAACUUGCCUUUUGUUCUCUACUCCUCUUCCUCUUCCCCCACUGUCACUGUGACCACCGGCGGCGGCGGGAUCGGAGGAGGUGGAUUCUCUGGAGGUGGCGGCGGAGAUGAUGGCGGCAAUGCUGGGGAUGAUAAUGAAAAGAAUGAGGCUAUUUUGGUGUUGGCGGAGGUAGGGAGGUCGCUGGAGAGUUUGCCUAAGGACUUGGCGACGGCGAUCAAGGAUGGCAGGAUUCCUGCUUCGGUUGUGUCUCGGUUUUUGGAGCUCGAGAAGUCUCCUUUUUUCAGAUGGCUGCUUCAAUUUGGUGGCUUCAAAGAGCGUCUUUUGGCGGAUGAUCUGUUCUUGUUCAAAGUCAUCAUGGAGUGCGGUGUUGGCAUGUUCACCAAGACUGCUGCUGAGUAUGAGCGACGCAGAGAAAAAUUUUUCGAUGAGCUGGAAAUUGUUUUUGCUGACGUGGUCAUGGCCAUUCUUGCUGAUUUCAUGCUGGUUUAUCUGCCUGCACCUACUGUAUCUCUUCGACCAGCACUUGCAAUCAAUGCAGGACCAAUUGCAAAGUUUUUCCACAACUGCCCUGACAAUGCAUUUCAGGUGGCUCUCUCCGGAACAUCAUAUUCCUUAAUACAAAGGGUUGGCGCAAUUCUGCGUAAUGGAUCAAAGCUUUUUGCUGUGGGAACUGCUUCGUCACUGGUUGGGACAGCUGUGACAAAUGCCUUGAUUAAUGCAAAGAAGGCUGUUGAUAAGUCUUCUGCUGGGGAAGUUGAAAAUGUUCCAAUUUUAUCCACCAGUGCAGCCUAUGGUGUCUAUAUGGCAGUUUCCAGCAAUCUCAGGUAUCAAGUUCUUGCUGGAAUAAUUGAACAGCGGCUUUUGGAGCCUUUGCUACACCAGCAUAAGCUUGCACUCAGUGCACUUUGCUUUGCUGUGCGGACGGGCAAUACAUACCUUGGUUCAUUACUGUGGGUGGAUUAUGCUCGUUGGAUUGGAAUUCAGUAGGCUUUACCUGCUUUAGAAUAUCAGAAUUCUUCUAGGCUGCUCUCUCUGUGUUUGUGUGUUGAUUACACGUGUUUCGUUUUAGGAUAUUAUAAAGCGCAGGCCAGAACACAAAAAGGAUUUUUUUUUACUUUUAAUUUUUCAAAAAAGAGAGAGAGAGAAAGUAAAGUGUUUUGAUUGGGAUGUUUUAUUGUAGGAUGUAUUAGGCUAGAGGUUUAGGUUCUGUGCCAUCCUCCCUUUCAUAUACUUAAGUCUGCGGAUUUAGAUUAUGACAUUGGACUCAAGUUGGUGGACGUAAUUUGAGUCUAUGCAUAAUAUGGAUGUUGCAAAAUUAACGGCCAAUAAGAAACCUACUCUUUCCA
Messenger RNA from Neltuma alba, 1641 nucleotides. RefSeq names its product protein RETICULATA-RELATED 4, chloroplastic. The record is from RefSeq and is a predicted model, not a curated record. The transcript is spliced from 8 exons. The coding region runs from base 122 to 1282 and encodes 386 amino acids. NCBI's taxonomy places the organism in Eukaryota, Viridiplantae, Streptophyta, Magnoliopsida, Fabales, Fabaceae.